GGCCGGAUUAAUUCGCGUGCAUCUUCAGGCUGCGUGUGCGCGCGCUCUCUCCUCUCCAUCUCGGCGCGCGACAUACGGGCACGCUAAAUUAAAUCGCAGCGCUAUCCAUACGGCUCGGCGGCGAACGUCUUUCUUCACGGCCGACUUCCCUCCAGAAAACUUCGCGGAAACUUCGCGGGCGCACGGAUUACGAAUUCUUCGUCGCGAGCGCGGAAGAAAACGGUGAUAAUAUAAGCACGCAAAAGGAUUGCGAUGUGUCCGACCAAGGCGAUAAUCUUGGUGCUUCUUUACUUCGGCAGAGCAGUUUCUCUGCAAGUGGAUAUUACACCUCCUCAGAGUGAGAUCAGUGUGGGGGAGUCUCGAUUCUUUCUGUGUGAAGUUAUUGGCGGGGCGAAGGAAAUCGACUGGUUCUUUCCGAGCGGAGAAAAGAUUGAGCCCGGCAGAGCGGAUGUCAGUGUGGCCCGUACCGACGAGACGUCGUCCACUCUCACGAUCUACAAUGCAAAAGUCGAUCACGCUGGAACAUACAAAUGUGUGGCCAGCAGCGGCGAUCAGGAGGCCGAAUCCACCGUCAAUCUCAAAAUCUACCAAAAAAUCACCUUUACAAAUGUGCCGUCACCACAAGAGUUCUCAGAAGGGGAUGACGCCAGUAUUGUGUGUGAUGUCGCGAGUUCACCUCCACCAAGUGUCCUCUGGAAAUUCAAAGGUGCAAAAAUCCAGUUUGAAAAGGAUGUACGCUUUAGGACACUGACUAAUAACCACCUCCAAAUCCGAGGGAUAAGGAAGAGCGACGAGGGCAUUUACACCUGCGAGGGUCGCAUUAAAGCGCGGGGAGAGAUCGACUUCCGCAACAUUCAAGUCAUUGUUAACGUCCUUCCUACGAUAAGAAUCCGUCAGGCAGAAACAAACGCCACCGCAGACAUGGGCUACUCGACAGUGCUGGCCUGUGACGCAGAUGGAUUUCCCGAGCCGAAUGUGACCUGGAGACGUAACAACAUCUUGCUUGGAAGUGGGGAUAAAUACAGCUUUAAUGAAGAUGGUUCAGAGAUGACUGUGCUGGAUGUGACAAAGCUGGACGAGGGAGAUUACAUAUGCAUCGCAAAGAACAAAGCUGGGGAAAGCGAACAAGAGCUCAGCCUUAAAGUCUUUGUACAACCCAAAAUCACAUUUUUGGAGGGCCAGUCUACCACAGAAAUGGACGAAAAGGUCAGGUUAACAUGCGAGGCCAUCGGAGACCCCACACCCACCAUUACCUGGAGCUUCAGUAACCGUGUCUUCAACGAGGGAGAACAGGAGCACCAAAAGAGGAUUUAUCAGGCCUCUUGGACUCGGCCCGAACAACACAAGGGUCCAGAUGGAAACGUGUUGGUCCGCAGCGAUGCCCGUGUGUCUUCACUCACCCUCAAGUACGUCCAGUACACAGACGCCGGCGAGUACCUCUGCACCGCCCGCAACUCCAUCGGAGAGACCGCACAGUCUGUGAAUCUGGAAGUGCUCUAUGCCCCGAAAAUACAGGGCUCAGUAACUGUGUACACGUGGGAGGGCAACCCGGCCAACAUCAGCUGUGAAGUCUUGGCUCAUCCCAGCGAUGUCUUUAUUAUUUGGUUGCGAGAUGGGACCCAGCUGCCUAACGCUAACACCACCAACGUCAAGAUCUACAACACAGCUUCAGCCAGCUACCUGGAGGUCAAUCCAGAGUCUCAGAGCGACUUCGGCAACUACAACUGCUCUGCUUCUAAUACGAUCGGGACUGAAUCCAAAGAGUUCAUUCUGAUCCCUGCCGAUGUGCCCUCGGCGCCAGCCAUCACUCAAGUCCAGCCGUACUCCAGCACGGCUGAGGUGUUUUUUGAUGAGCCCGAGUCCCCAGGAGGAGUUCCUGUGCUUAAGUUCCGAGCCGAGUGGAGAGCCGUGGGCCGAGGGAGCUGGGCUCAGCGCGUCUAUGAAGUCAAAGACGGACUGAGUUUGGUGACAGUCACAGGCCUUAAACCCGAAACCGAUUAUGAAGUCAAGAUGUCUGCCAUCAACGGGAAAGGCGAAGGCGAGAACAGCCUGGCGGUGGUCUUCAAAACCGAGCACGUCCGAGAACCUAGUCCUCCUAAACUAGAGAGCAACCUGCAGCCCAAAGGCAAUUCUGUGAAGGUGAACUUGAUCAAACAAGAUGACGGAGGUUCACCCAUAACUCAUUACUUGAUUAGAUACAAAGCUACUGAAGACAUAGAAUGGGAGCCUGAGAUCCGUGUGCCUCACGUGAGCAAGUAUGUGAUGUUGAAUAGGCUGAAGUGGAACACAAAAUAUGACGUGGUCGUGGUGGCAGAGAACCAGCAAGGCAAGUCCAAGCCAGGCACCCUGACCAUCAUAACCCCGACAGAGCCUGCAGCUACCACAGAUGCCAUGGAUGAUGGGACGGGGCUGAACACUGGAUUAAUUGUUGGUAUUCUCAUACUGGUGUGUGUGGUGUUCCUGCUGAUCGUGGACGCCACCUGCUGCGUCCUCAACAAGUGCGGCAUCCUCAUGUGCAUCUGCGGUAAACCCGGGCCUGGCACUAAAGGCAAGGACAUCGAGGCCUGCAAUGCUCCCUUUGUUCAAGAUAUGUCUAAAGAUCCCAUUGUGGAAGUGAGGACUGAAGAGGAAGCAACGGCCAAUCACGACGCAGAAGGGCAUCCGGAGCCCAAUGAGACCACUCCCCUGACUGAACCAGAGCAAGUGACGGAAACCGCCGCUGCGAUGGUAGACUUGCCUAACUCAGACACGGUCACUGACACCUUUGACCUCAGCCAGAGCAGCCCUGCUAGCGAGAGCACCACUCUUGCCUCCAGCAUCACAGCCCCUCCCCCUGACCCUAACCCCGCCCAUGUGUCACCAUCCGACAGUAGUACACCCAAAUCUCACACCAAACCUUCCAUGUCAUCUCCAUCUUCCGACCCUACAACCGAUGUCACUCUUCUGGUAGACCUGGGUGAUGCCUCAGAAGCACAAGCUGAGGUUCCUGCUUCAGAGGAGCCAAGUCCCCUGCCCCCACCCGGGGAGACAAACUCCACAUUAAAAGAAUCAGAGUUAUUGCCGUCUGCUCAGAGCGCCUCUCAUGCCAGUUCAAAUCCCAGCAGCCCACAGGGUCACAGCCCACAGCCCCCUAUCCCCUCAGUAAAUCACGAUCAUCAGAUUGAUGGAGAACUCCCAUUGGGUCCAGACACAGACGUCCCCCAGGACAGCUCAAAUCCUCUGGGGACAGCUGGAGUCAGUGGGCCAUCUGCUCCCGCACAUAGCGAGAACGUCGUGGAUGAGGAGAGCAGUACGACAGGAAUCGCAGGGCUAAAGAAGGCAGGAGGAGAACCCAAUGCUGUCUCGCAAACAAACGCCACCGAAAGCAAAGCAUGAGGACAGGCGGAGCAUCACGGUGAACAUUUAACGUCGCCCUUAAUAGAUUUUCUCAACUAAAAGUUGUAAAUGCUAUCACUUCAAUCAUGUAUGUAUGCCUUUUCCGCUUAGUUUCGGAGUAAACUUCCAGAUGUUUCGGUUUCAGGAGUUAAAUGGACAUGAUAUCAUUUAUAUAAUUCAAAGAUUAUAAUGUGUUUCGUUGUAAAUCGUUUUGUCAGGAUUAUUUUAACGGGGCAUAUUCAGGAGAAUUGUUUCUGUAGUAACACAUGAUUUCCAUAGUACAUUGUUCAAAUGUAAAUGAUUUCUCCUAUUUUUAUAUUCCAUGUUUUUGAGGGCUUGAUUCAUUGUUGGUUUUAUAUUUUAUUCUGUCAUAUCGUAUUUUAUUUACACAUAACUGUUUUGUGUCUUGGAUGUUAAUAACUCAUGGCGGUUUUGUACUGUAUAGACAGCCAAUCACAGGCCGAUAAAAUAUCACUGGAUAUUUUCACAUACUGUUUUUCAUUAAGGUCCAGUAACUAUUUAAAAUGGUCCAUUUUGUUUUGUAACUGAAGUUCAGUUUUUACAAUAACCAUGUAUUUCUAAUGUUAACAGUUUAUACAUCAAGUCAUUUAUCCAACACAUGCUCCAGAAGCAUGGACUCAAAAGUGUCUCCUCAUUUUUAUACUGUAUACCUCUGGAGAAAGGGAUGUUUCACACUGUCGACUGGAAGCUUGUGCACUGUGAUUGUGUUAUCAAAUUGUCGUCUGUUUUUUCAAGCAUUUCCACAUGGCUUUGUAGUUAACGCUGAUUGUCCUUUUAUAUAACAUGACCUGUAUAUUGUUAACAGUCCUGUGUAAAACAGGAGAAAUAGGACACAGUCCUCGUGACAACACUCAUUGCAUGACCAUCUGCUUGCACGUCUGAUGUUAAACAAGAGUGAAGUGUGCUGUCUCACUUUAGGUCAGCGUGCAGAAAUGCUCGAAAUGAUGGUUCUGGUUGUUUUAUGAUUUCUACGCUUUCUAUAAAAUCAACGUUUAGGAUUUUCCAAGAGGAUAUUAUCUUUGCCCACUGUACACAGAUUGUUCUGUUGAGCACUCCCAUUUAACCCCAGAACGGUAAAUUGUUUCAUGUAUAUGGGGAUUUGACCAAUGAAAUAACAGUAUGAUGGGUUUGCUUUAAAUUAAGAACAUGUUGUAAAUUGUGUUGUUCUAACACAUUUUAAAUAAACUCAUUGA
Triplophysa dalaica is the source of this 4589-nucleotide messenger RNA. RefSeq names its product neural cell adhesion molecule 1b (gene ncam1b). Gene Ontology annotation, biological process: cell adhesion. Gene Ontology annotation, molecular function: protein binding. Gene Ontology annotation, cellular component: membrane; neuron projection. The transcript is spliced from 21 exons. The record is from RefSeq and is a predicted model, not a curated record. The coding region runs from base 253 to 3375 and encodes 1040 amino acids. Lineage: Eukaryota; Metazoa; Chordata; Actinopteri; Cypriniformes; Nemacheilidae.